Messenger RNA from Salvelinus fontinalis (brook trout), 4203 nucleotides. It is a transcript of the gene slc44a2, whose product is annotated as solute carrier family 44 member 2. The record is from RefSeq and is a predicted model, not a curated record. NCBI's taxonomy places the organism in Eukaryota, Metazoa, Chordata, Actinopteri, Salmoniformes, Salmonidae. The transcript has 20 exons. Bases 186 to 2732 code for a protein of 848 amino acids. Gene Ontology annotation, cellular component: membrane. Gene Ontology annotation, molecular function: choline transmembrane transporter activity. Gene Ontology annotation, biological process: transmembrane transport; choline transport.
UCUCUCUCUCUCUCGUGGUAUGGAAUGUAUCAUGAUUUGGUAUGGUCUUGCCACAGUAUUUAGGUUUUGACGGCGAAUAGGGAAUCGCUCACUGUGUUAUUGAUGUUUUUUUUCUUCGACAUUUCCAUGGUAACUGUCCAAAGUUUGAUCAGCAGCUCGCAGCGAGAACACCCAAGUAUUCAACCAUGGAGCCAAACGAGAAGAAUCCGACUCCGGACUCGAAAUAUGGUGAAGCACGGAAGUUUGACCCUACCUUCAAAGGACCCAUCCACAACAGGGGCUGCACAGAUGUGUUCUGCUGUAUUCUCUUCAUCUUGGCCAUACUGGGAUACUUUGCUGUGGGGAUCCUGGCCUGGUCCCAGGGGGACCCCAGGAAGGUUAUCUACCCGACUGACAGCAGAGGACAGUUCUGUGGCCAGGCCGGGACCCCCCUGGAGAAGAAACCUCUCCUGUUCUACUUCAACAUCCUGAAGUGUGCCAGUCCCCUGACCCUGCUGGAGUUCCAGUGCCCCACCACUCAGUUAUGUGUGGAAAGCUGUCCUACCAAACACAUGACGUUGCUGAAAGCCUACCUGAACAAAGGAGAGCAGGAGUAUUACAAGCAGUUCUGCAAGGAAGGAGUGGACUUCUCCAAAAUGAGUGCUCCCGAGAUCCUGAGGGAUGGCCUGUGUCCUUCCAUGCUCAUGUCCAGCAAACCAUUCACUCGUCGGUGCCUUCCAGCUCUCAGUACCAUGAAAGGUGGUGUGGUUGUUGUUGGCAACGAGACUAUUUUUGACAACGGGGAGGGAGAGAAGGUGAACGCCACGGAUUUUCUGGACGCUUCAAAGAAGUCCAAUGUGGUUGUUGAGGCUCGCCAGGUAGCCAUGAGGAUCUUUGAGGACUACACUGUGUCCUGGUACUGGAUACUGAUUGGUCUGGUGAUAGCCAUGGUGGUCAGUCUCAUCUUCAUCGUCCUCCUGCGCUACCUAGCCGGGAUCAUGAUCUGGGUCAUGAUCGUCAUGGUGAUACUGGUCAUCGGUUAUGGGAUCUUCCAUUGUGCCAUGGAGUACCGCAACCUGAGGGGAGAGCCGGGUUCUGACGUCACUAUCCGUGAUCUGGGACUGCAAACAGACUUCUCUGUUUACCUGCAGAUCAGACAGACCUGGCUGGCUUUCAUGAUCAUCCUGUCCAUCGUGGAGGUGGUUGUCAUCCUGCUGCUCAUCUUCCUCAGGAAGAGAGUCCUCAUCGCCAUCGCCCUCAUCAAGGAGGCCAGCAGGGCUGUUGGCCAUGUGAUGUCAUCACUGUUCUACCCUCUGUUGACGUUUGCCCUGCUGGCCCUGGUCAUAGCCUACUGGGCCAUCACCGCUGUCUUCCUGUCCACCUCCAAUGAGCAGGUGUACAAAGUGUUCAACACCACUGAGUGUGAGUACUCCAGAGACACCUGCAAUCCCGAGACGUUCAACACCACCAACAUCACAGCCCGGUGCCCGGACGCCGAGUGCCUGUUUGCCUUCUACGGAGGCGAGAGCUACUACCAUAAAUACCUCAUCAUGUUCCAGUUCUACAAUGUGUUCCUCUUCUUCUGGUGUGCUAACUUUGUGACGGCGCUGGGUCAGGUGACCCUGGCUGGGGCCUUCGCAUCCUACUACUGGGCCUUCAAGAAGCCUGACGACAUCCCAGCCAACCCCAUCUGCUCCUCACUUGGUCGAGCCCUCAGAUACCAUACAGGCUCCCUUGCCUUCGGUUCCCUCAUCCUGUCUCUGGUUCAGGUCAUCAGGGUUCUGCUGGAGUACCUGGACCAGAAGCUGAAAGCUGCCCAGAAUCGCUUUGCCAAGUUCCUGCUCAGCUGCCUGAAGUGCUGCUUCUGGUGCCUGGAGAAAUUCAUCAAGUUCGUCAACAGAAACGCCUACAUCAUGGUGGCAAUAUAUGGCAAAAGCUUCUGUACCUCAGCCAGAGAUGCCUUCUUCCUCCUCAUGAGAAAUAUAAUCAGGGUGGCUGUCUUGGACAAGGUGACUGACUUCCUAUUGUUUUUGGGGAAGCUCCUCAUCGUUGGAAUUGUGGGAAUCUGUUCUUUCUUCUUCUUCUCUGGGAGGAUUAAGGCUGUGGAGCAGACUGCCCCCUCUCUCAACUACUACUGGGUUCCCAUUCUGACGGUGGUGGUGGGAUCCUACCUGAUUGCCCAUGGAUUCUUCAGUGUGUACGCUAUGUGUGUGGACACACUCUUCCUCUGCUUCUGCGAAGACCUGGAGAGAAACGACGGCUCUCCAGAAAGGCCGUACUUCAUGUCUCUGGAGCUUCACGAGAUUCUCUCCAAAACCAAAAUGGCGGAGGAAGAGGACAACAAAGAUGGUACGGAACAGCCAGACGCUGACCCAAGUGAACCUACACUGAUGGACGAAGUUCGCCUGGAGGAGGAAGUACCGCUGAAAGAACAAGAUGGAGAGAUACAACUACAACGCCAAGAUGUGUUCAUGCAGGCCAACGAAGAGGAGCAACCUCUGAAGGAGAAGAUCAAAGAGGAGGAAGUGGAAGAACCACAAGAGGAGAAAUCUGAAGUGAAGGAGGAGAAGGAAGAGAAGGGACCAGAAAAGAAGGGACCAGAAGAGGAGGCAGGAGUGGAAGAAAAGGGAUCAAAGGAGGACAAGCCUGAAGAGAAGGAUCACCAGCCGACAGAACCUAAAAAGGAAGAGACGGAGGAAAAGAAACCUCAAGAGGCGGAGCCUAAAGACCCUCCUUCUACACCCCAGGAGUAGUAGUUUACGUUGUCAUGGAGACGUGGAGCUUGGUAAACCUCAUAACUAGGUCAGGAAAUGCCCCUGGCCCUACUCAUAUAACAUGUGCCGUAUGGAGCCAGUAUACAGUACCUGUUACUAACGACGUAAUAUGUAAUUCUAUGCUAAUAUGUCAUUCUAUGCUAACGACUGUGUGAUUUGAACCAGUUAAAUGUAUGACCAGCUUUUAAAUGCAAGACUUUUCACAGUGCUAAUGUAUUGUAUUCACACACAGGGUUGUUUUAACGUAAAGGUAGAUGGUUUUAACAAGGUCCUGUGGUUGUAAAAGGCUGGUCAAAAACCCAGUGCAUCUCUGUAGCUUGAAAAUAUUAUGUUUAUUUAUUGACUAUUCAUUUAUUGUGUUGGUUUGGUUUUAGACAGUGAUGGUUUUUUACCGUGAGGAUCUGUAGAUUUGUGAGUGCUGAACCUGUGCCUGACUACUACAAUUGUUAUUAUGAAUAUUUAAUUGUCUUAAUAUCAUGAAGUAAUGAGUAAUGAAUGCACUAUGAAUUCACUAUUACAAUGUUUACAGUCAAUCAAAACAAAACUUCAACUAACGGUGAAAAUGAACAAUGUUUACAUUGAUACCAGCUGACACCAAAUGGUAAAUCCUUUGAUAUCCUUUGAUAUGAAAAUGUGAUUUCCAAUGGAAUCAAUGUGUAUGUACAGUAUGUAUUUAUUAAUUAGUAUGCUUAUUAUGUCUUAUUACAUCUGUGUGUAAUUAUUAAUUUUGCUUAUUAAGUUCUGUAUCAAUUAUAUAGAUGAUCCCUCCAGCCAGGAACAUGUUUUUGGACUCAAUGUAUUGUAAUGAAAUUCCACAAACUACUUGCCUUGGAAUUUCAGCUUAACUGCUGUGAUUGUGUUGCUGUGACGCAAUCGUUUUAACCUCUCAGAUCUGGGUCGUAUUACCCACAGGAGGUUGGUGGCGCCUUAAUUGGGGAGGAUGGGCUCUUGGUAAUAGCUGGAGCAGAAUCAGUGGAAUGGUAUCAAAUACAUCGAAAACAUGGUUUCCAUGUGUCUGAAGCCAUUCUAUUUACUCCAUUCCGGCCUUAUUAUGAGGCGUACCUGAACUUGUUUUUGUUUUCCGUUGCAAAAUGUUUUUAAACGUUUUCCGCUGCAUGGCCUAAUGAAUACGACCUUGCAAGCCCUGUUCAAUGUUUACUGACCCUAUUUGCCUUUGUUUUCUUCUUUCUCUCGAUCUGUCUCUCUGUCUGUCUCUCUUUCUCUCUCUUCCUAUCUCUGUGCUGCAUGGUGUUUCAGUAACAUUGCCUAUUGAGUGCUUUAUCAAAACUAACCUUGCAACCUUCUGCCAAUGUUUUCUAUCUGUUUCUGUCAGUGUGUGUCACAUUGUAAACAUGUUAGCUGAUGUAGUAUUUCACUUAUAUAUGAUACAUUCCACUCAGUUUGCUUCUGUUGGAUGCAGCUGUUGAUUAAAGUUUGUUGUAUUGAUCAA